Molecule: messenger RNA, 1772 nt
Organism: Dothidotthia symphoricarpi CBS 119687
Lineage: Eukaryota; Fungi; Ascomycota; Dothideomycetes; Pleosporales; Dothidotthiaceae
Product: sugar transporter
Exons: 5
Coding region: 68-1687 (539 amino acids)
Biological process (GO): carbohydrate transport; transmembrane transport
Cellular component (GO): membrane
Molecular function (GO): carbohydrate:proton symporter activity
Source: RefSeq, a predicted model, not a curated record
AUCUGCCAUCUCGGCCCACAUCUGCCAUCUCGACCCACAUCUGCCAUCUCGGCCCACAUCAGCCGAUAUGACUGAUCAUGUCGACAUCAAAGCAUACGGCGGCGCUCCACACGCCGAGAGGGCAAUCUCUCAAGUAGAAGAUGCCUCCAAUCUUGACGAGAAAGCGCAAAUCAAGCAGUACAAGGAUGCUGCAAUAGAGGCAGAGAAUGUAGAGCAUAACAUGGGAGUGCUAGAGGCUGUUCAGGCAUACCCUAUGGCUGCUUUGUGGGCGUUUGUCAUGUCUUGCACUAUUAUUAUGGAGGCCUAUUGUGUCUUCCUAAUGGGUAAUUUCAUUGCCCUACCCGCGUUCGCGGACAGAUACGGUGUUUAUGAUGCCGCGAAGGACGAGCAUGUUAUCGUGGCCAGUUGGCAGUCUGCGCUUCAAAUGGGUGGGCCUCUUGGUGCAAUCAUCGGCGUCUGUCUGGCUGGCCCUCUUACCAGCCGUAUCGGAUACCGUUGGGCGACCAUAUCCGGCCUCAUGUGCUUGAACGCGUUUAUCUUUGUGUUCUACUUUGCCAAUUCGCUUCCGAUCAUGUUCGUCUCCCAGCUUCUCGAGGGCAUUCCAUGGGGCAUCUUCAUUGCCAACGCGCCAGCAUACUGCAGCGAGAUCACACCAAUCCAGCUGCGAGCCCCUGCUACCCAGAUGCUGCAAAUGUUUUGGGCCAUCGGCGCUAUUAUCGUAGGUGGCGUCACCUAUAACUACAACUCUGACCCUGGAGAAAGCGCGUUUAGAGUUCCUAUUGCGCUUCAAUGGUUAUUCCCAACCCCUCUCGCUAUUCUCCUCUGGAUGGCGCCCGAGUCUCCCUGGUGGCUGGUUCGAAAGGGACGUCUCGAAGAAGCAGAACGUUCGGUUGGGCGCCUGGGACGCAAAUCGAGGCUGAACCUCAGCGAGGCUGUCGCUAUGAUGCGCCGUACCAUUGAGCUCGAGAAAUCAGUCAAGGAGCCCAAUCACCUGGAAUUGUUCAAAGGCACUGACCUCUACCGGACCCUCAUUGUGUGUGGUGUAUACGCGGCACAGAACCUUACGGGGAACCUCAUCGCCAAUCAAGCUGUCUAUUUCUUCAAACAGGCUGGCAUGUCAACAAACACUGCAUUCGCUAUGGGUCUUAUCACCUCAGGCCUCCAGUGGGUCUUCGUUAUGCUCUCCUGGAUACUCACUUCAUAUCUUGGCCGGCGCACAAUCUACGUCUGGGGCUCUCUCAUUAACGUAGGCUUCCUAAUCGCCCUUGGUAUUGCAGGCUCUGUUGGCGCCUCGAACGCAGCCUCCCUGGCGCAGGCGUCCCUGGGCCUGAUUGUCUCCGUCCUGUUCACCUUGGGACCUGCACCCGCUUCGUGGGUCAUCAUUGGAGAGACGUCUGCCAUUCGUCUUAGGCCUCUGACAACGGGAAUUGGACGCGCUUCAUACUACAUCGUGAACAUUCCUUGCAUCUUCCUCGCAAGUUAUAUGCUCAACCCUACAGAGGCAAACCUCGGCGGCAAGUGCGGCUACGUCUGGGGUGGUACUGGUUUUGUUUGCUUCGUCUUGGCAUACUUCUUCUUGCCUGAGAUGAAGGGUCGAUCUUAUCGCGAGAUUGACAUCAUGUUCAAGCGUAAAAUCCCUGCUCGCCAAUGGUCGAAGACUGUCAUCGAUAUGCAAGACGACGAGUAGAUGGAAACAUGGCCAAGAAGGCUGAGGCAUGAAGUGAACAGGGGCAAAGCAUUAAUGAGUGCUUGAUAUCGUGUGUAGAUUAGAG